Gadus macrocephalus (Pacific cod) is the source of this 4751-nucleotide messenger RNA. RefSeq names its product SWI/SNF-related, matrix-associated actin-dependent regulator of chromatin, subfamily a, containing DEAD/H box 1 a (gene smarcad1a). Bases 379 to 3639 code for a protein of 1086 amino acids. Gene Ontology annotation, molecular function: ATP binding; ATP-dependent chromatin remodeler activity; ubiquitin binding. The transcript is spliced from 23 exons. The record is from RefSeq and is a predicted model, not a curated record. NCBI's taxonomy places the organism in Eukaryota, Metazoa, Chordata, Actinopteri, Gadiformes, Gadidae. Gene Ontology annotation, cellular component: nucleus.
GACGGAAGCAGCAUCCAGCAUCCACUGAUUGCCGGGAGUUCGCGGGAAACUGUCGUUACGUCGCACUGUCCGACCGUAAUUAGAGGCUAUUAGAGCCAUACAACUGAUAAUAUUAAAUGAAUAUGAGCCUCUCAUUAAUCUGUACUAUCUUUCCGUGCGUUGUGGGAAAAAACUAAGCCCCGAUAACCUCAAACAACAAGCUUUUCAAGAGUGCAACGCUACCAAUGCUAAAUAGCAGAGCUAGUUACCGCUAACGUUAGGUGCUUAACCUAGGCAAGAUUACAAUUAUAUCCACAGCUGGACAACGUCUUUAUUCAGCUUAACAUCUUACCGACCAAAGUGAGAACCUCUUCUGCUCUACUUGAACAAGCUUUUAAGAUGAGUGUUUUCAAUUUAGACCGUUUUCGAUUCGACAAACAGCAAACGGCGACGACAGACAAAGAGCAGGACACUGGCUCCAUCAGCCCCGAGUCUGAGAAGGAAAACAAGCCAGCUAAAGGCAAAACUUCCAAAAGCCCUUCAAAGUCUCGUGUCCGAGGAGUGGUGUUUGACGACGUCAUCUGUGACUCCGAGGAGGAGGACGGCUCCUUUUCUAGUCCACCAACAAUAACAUUAACCAGGAAAGUCAAAUCUCCACUUCAAUGGGAACUUAUGAAGAAAGCAUCCUCAAAGAAGGAAAAAGGUCACAAGGAAGAAAGCGACACUGAGCUCGAUGAACGAAUUGAGAAACUCCAGGAGGUGUUCCCUCAGCGGUCCAGACAGGAGCUACUCGAGGUGAUUGAGAGCACUAGCACAUUGGAUGGGGCUGUAGCUGUGUGUAUGGCCAAGUAUCAGGAUAAAGAAGCCUCCCCAGGCAAGAGUAAAAAAAGAAAACAACCUGGAACCAGCAGUCCCCAAGAGAGUGAUGUCAUUCUGCCUAACAAGAAAAGGAAACCAUCCUUGACCGAAGCUUCUGAAGAUGGAGAAGAUGUUGACGAUGAAGAAGACGAUGACAAAGAGCAGGAUGAGGAGGAAGGCGAGGAGCCAAGCUGGGAAAAGCAGGAAGUCAUGGUCAGAAGACUGCAGAAGAAGUUCCCUGACCAAGACAAGGAGGAGCUGAGGCAGGUUCUGCAGGAGCAUGAAUGGAAUUCUGAAGAAGCCCUGGAGGUUCUCAGAAUGUUCUCCGGUAACGACGAUACCAGCUUCAGUCCACCUGAGAACAAGGAAUGGAAACCCUCCAACUCUGAGAAGACAAAAGACCAAAAGCGAGCCCAGAGGGCGACCCGGGCAGCCCGAUACAAAGAAGACAGCGAUGAGGACGACUCCACAAACCACAGCAAUACAAAAAAAACGAGCAACUGCAGAAAUCGCGAGGGCCGCAAAGACAGCGAAAAAGAGUCUAAAAGCAGCAGCAGCAGCUCCUCCACGCUGUCCACCUGGCUCAGCAAGGACUCCAAGGAAACCGCGUUGUCUCUCGCUCCGCGGAAAAUUAAGACCACAACCACCUCUUCUGCCGCCUCAUCCGUCAGUGACAUGCUCUCCAAGUUCGCCAGCGGGACCAGCUUGGCGAAGAAGGAGGCGGUGGAGAGGAAGAGGAAGGCCCUCGCCUCAGACCAACACAUGAGCUCGGAGGGGGAGGGCGAGGAAGAGGAGACGCCCACCAGCGACUACGAGGACUCUGGGGACGAUCUGUCAUCUGAAGAGGAGGAAGGGGAUGGAGGACGCGCCGAGCGGUCGGACCGAACGACCCUCAAAGGCCAGAUACUCAAGUUCUUUCAGGAGGCUUCGCUGGACGAGCUGUCGUUGAUGUCAGGCUGCUCCGUCAAAAAGGCCCAGAAGAUUGUGGAGCUCCGGCCCUUCGACAGCUGGCAGACUCUCAAAGAGAUCUUACACAAGGAGAAUGGCCUGACGGAGGAGCUGCUGGUCGGAUGUAAAGUUGUCCUGAAGGAGAGGAGCGCCGUUCAGAGUCUCAUGUCCAAAUGUACGAACAUCUCCUCAAAGAUGGUCAAGCAGGUCACCCAGAUCAUGACCAAGGGAGUGGGCAGGAAACAGCCCAGCAUACUCAACAGCCAGUAUCAGCUGAAGCCAUAUCAGCUGAUUGGGCUGAAGUGGUUGCUUCUGUUGCAUCAACACAAACUGAGUGGGAUAUUGGCUGAUGAGAUGGGUCUUGGGAAGACCAUCCAAGCUAUAGCGUUUCUCUCUCAGCUCUACCAAGAUGGUAUAGAAGGUCCUCACCUCAUUACAGUACCUGCCUCAACACUAGAUAAUUGGGUGAGAGAGCUGAAGCUGUGGUCUCCGAAACUUAAAGUUCUAGUGUAUUAUGGAUCUGUGGAGGACCGCAGGUACAUGAAACACAACAUCCUAAAUGGAGAUGAAGAAUUUCAGGUCAUCGUGUCCACGUAUAACUUGGCAAUAGGAAACGACAGCGACCGCAGCCUUUUCCGGAAGUUGCGUUUGAAGUAUGCCAUCUUUGAUGAGGGUCACAUGCUGAAGAACAUGAACUCACUGCGUUACCGCCACCUCAUGGCCAUCAACGCUGAGCAUCGCUUGCUGCUGACCGGCACGCCGCUCCAGAAUAACCUAUUGGAGCUGAUGUCUCUGUUGAACUUCAUCAUGCCCUCCAUGUUCUCCAACUCCAACGCGCAGCUCUCCAAGAUGUUCUCCAUGAAAUCCCACGAGGAGCAGAGUCGUUUUGAGAAGGACCGCAUCGCUCAAGCUAAACUAAUAAUGAAACCAUUCAUCCUCCGAAGGGUGAAAAGUGAGGUCCUGCAGCAGCUGCCUGCCAAGGAAGAAAAGAUUGAGUUCUGUCCAAUGAGCGAGAAACAGAGAACGUUAUACCAGUCCCUCUUCAAGAAACUCAAAAAGUCUGAGACUGGAGAGAAGAGAGAGCUGUGUAACGUCAUGAUGCAGCUGAGGAAGAUGGCCAACCACCCUCUGCUCCACAGACAAUACUACACCACAGAGAAACUCAAAACCAUGAGCAAGCUGAUGCUUAAGGAGCCGACCCACUUCGAUGCCGAUGCGGCGCUGAUCCAGGAGGAUAUGGAGGUGAUGUCAGACUUUGAGCUUCACCGGCUCUGCCAGCAGUACUCCUCCAUCGGGUGCUACCAGCUAGACAGCCACCUGCUACUGGACUCUGGGAAGUUCAACCUCCUCACAGACCUUCUGGCCUCGCUCAAAGACGCGGGAGACAGGGUGGUGUUAUUCAGCCAGUUCACCAUGAUGCUGGACAUCGUGGAGAUUCUGUUGAGACACCUGAAGCAUCGCUACGUCAGGCUGGAUGGAUCCACACCCAUCGCUGACAGGAUAGUGUUGAUAGACGAGUACAACAACGACCAGGACAUCUUCGUGUUCCUGCUGUCGACGCGCGCCGGCGGCCUGGGCAUCAACCUGACGUCGGCCAACGCCGUCAUCCUCCACGACAUCGACUGUAACCCGUACAACGACAAGCAGGCGGAGGACCGCUGCCACAGACUGGGCCAAACCAGGACGGUGAAGGUCAUAAAGCUGAUCAGUAAGGACAGUAUUGAAGAUAACAUGCUGAGCCUGGGUCAGAAAAAACUGAAGCUGGAGCAGGACAUGACGGCAGCUGACGCAAGUGGUGAGGGGAUCAUUCCUGAGGACAUGGCCUCUUUAUUGAAGGCCUCACUGGGACUGUGAAACCUAUUUGCAUACUAACACACUUGACACAGUGUGCACUAAACUCCACACUGGCUGGUAAGGACACUCCAAAACGGGCCCAACUCUUAUUGUUCGGACAGUAUUCUCACAGAAUCGUCAUCCUGGGACAGGGUUUGGACCCCUGCUCCAUACUUGAUCCAGACAGUCAUACUGAACAAAUAUUUCAUUAUUUUUAGUGUGACCUUUUUACAAAUACUUGAAACCAGUACAUAGUCGGGAGUGGUCAGGUUGUAAGUGUGGCUUUUCAACUGGACUCGUAUGAGAAACUUGAAUGCUCUUCCUUAAAUACAAAGCUUUUAGAUCUUGGGAUCCAUCCUGAGUUGUGAUCCAACCAUGGACAUGAUGCCAUAAAGCUCCUCUGAUAUAUAUUUUUUUUUAAUGGAGAACACGUUUACAUGCUCCUGCACAGUAGCUACGUUUCCAUACCCGGAGAACUUUAAAAUAACCCAUAGUAUUUCCAUGAGCCCCCCCCCCCCCCGCUUAGAUUCUAGGGGUUGAGAUGCCAACACACUGUUGGCAUAUAUUGGACUAUACUGAACAUAUUUUAUGGUUUUGAUAUGAACCUCCUAUCUGUCUAAAGUAUAAAAAGCGGCUCAAUAGAGUGUACAUGGGGGGGAUGAGAAUAAGGCUUAGUGGGAUACUUUGGCAGGUAUUUAUCCAGUUGGAUACUGAUGAUUGAUGACAUGAAUCGUCUGACCUGUAUAAAAACAUGAUUAUGUCUUUUAUUGAUGAUUUGGAACAGUGUCACCACAACCACAAUGACGCAACUGAAAGAAUGAAAAUGUAGACUAAGGGCCAAUAAAGAAUUAAAAUGAUCGUAAGCUUUGUUAAGCAUUCGGGCGAUGGAGUGUUUGGAGGAAACUGUAUUAAGUUCUGCUGUCAUCUGACUUAAGUUUUGCUGUCAGAUGACCUAAAAUGAGUAGGCUGUAUCCCAGCAGAGCAGCUGUCUGAGGAGGGGUUGUUUCAUGUACUGUAGGACUAGCUACUGUGCUGUAUCUGUUCAACUGUGUUGCAACUUUUAUCACGUCAUUUGUAUCUUUUUGUAUGUUCUUGUUAAAAUUUAAUAAUAAAAAAAACAUGGAAUAUCAGAA